Messenger RNA from Parasteatoda tepidariorum (common house spider), 1292 nucleotides. The record is from RefSeq and is a predicted model, not a curated record. Lineage: Eukaryota; Metazoa; Arthropoda; Arachnida; Araneae; Theridiidae.
AAGUUUACAUUUUACUAGUGCUAAACGUAAAAGUAGAAAGCUAAUUGAUAUGACUUAUGUAUAUGAUGAAACUACGUUACGUUAUCCAAUAUACAGUAAAUUCAAAAUUGAAAAAUUAGUUAAAGGCCCCAACAAAGAGUUGGUAACAAAAUGGCUUCAAUAUGAGGAUUUCUACACCUCUACGCACACUGGUACGCACAUGGAUGCUCCGGCACAUGUUGUCAGAGGAGAAAUUACCAUUGAUGAGAUACCAGCCAGUUAUUUCUUCGGGAAAGCAGCUGUCAUAGACAUUACUCGAAAAGCAUCACUUUGUCCGGAUGCUGUAGCUACCGUUGAGGAUGUCAUGAACUGGGAACGCACUACACAAAGGAGCUUGAAUGGGACUAUAGUUUUAUUAAACUCUGGUUGGGGGCAAAGGUGGCACGACCGUGACGCUUUUUUCGGCACCCCAAGCGAUGACCCCACAAAACUGCACUUUCCAGGAUUCUCAGCUGAAGCUUGUAAGUGGUUAGCAGAGAACAGAAGCGUCAAGGGAGUAGGUGCUGACACCGCGUCCAUUGAUCCAGGUACAAGCACGCAUUUUCCAUGCCACGGUUACAUUCUAGGGCGUAGGUCUUUUAUUUUAGAAAAUGUAGCCAAUGUUGGUGAAAUUCCAAUUGCAGGUGCAAUGCUUUAUGUAUUUCCUAUGAAAAUUGGUAAAGGUAGCGGUGCACCAACUCGAAUAGUAGCAUCGGUACGUAUUUAAAAAUUGAUUAACAGGAGCACUUUCAAUCCGGAUAACUAAAAGUUUUUCAAAAAACCAGUGAAACGAAAUCUUGUAGCACAAUUAAGAAAUAUUUUUUUUUGAUGAAACUAAAUUAGUUUUCUAAUAUUUGUCAAGAAAAGAAAUAAAUUAAAUUUGCUUUCAAUUAAAAUUGUAUCGUUCUCAAUACAUUUACAAACAACGUUAGAACCAAAUAGUGUAAUUGUAUUAAAUAAUAAAAUAUGUAACAGUUUCUGUAUUAAUGAAACUAAGUAGUUAUGGAAUAUUUGUCGAAAUUGAAGUCAAAGUGCGCUCAAAUUAGAUGUUGUAAACAAACUUUUAAAUGUGAAAAGAAAAUAGAAGUUUCUUCAGAAAUCUAAGGAAUCAAAUCUGAUGAGGAGGGAAUUAAAAACAUCAAAAAAUUCCAGAAUAAACAGAAAAAGGCUGUAAGGCAAUUAUGAAAAAACAGAAAUCGAACUGUUUUUUGUAACUUUUAUUCUGCUUGCCUUUCUAAUUUUUAUUAAAUUUCGAUAAAAGUUUGUUUCCAUCU